CAAAGAGAGAGAGAGAGUGGGGAGUUGGCACGCCGACCGGAACGGCCCCACCGAGUUUUAUCCAACGAUCCGGGAGGCUCGUCGAGGUAGUGGUCCGCGCCCCACAGCCGCGACAGCUCGAAACGCGCGUGCCGCGUCCGUUUCUCCGUCUCUUGGGUAACUAACUCGUUCUCUAUCGAGAAAGGGAGGGAUAGAAGAGUCGGUCCGAAAGAAUUCGUCCGAGUUUUGACCGAGUGUCCACCCACGGUGGACGCGAUCCGCCGCGAUUUCGUCGCGUUUUCCGUGUCGUCGGGGUGGUGAAUUCUCUGUUUUCCCUAGGUGUGCGAGAAGAGCGCGCGAUUCGGAUCGCGAGACGUUCCUUCUCCAUCCGCGAGGUGGUGGGCAAUGAUAACAGGAGGCGCAAGGGUUUGGAAGGGGGAGACCUCUGCUGACAGUGCGAUCGUAGCAGGAUUCUGAGUUACCGGAGAAAAGAUUUCCAAGGAUUCCAACCUCGAUAUCGUAGACCGGUGCCAGGACAUUCGGGGGUGGUGCCGGUUACGUACGCGACACGAUCACGAGCGUUCCGGGGCAGUGACGCCUUCGACAUUCGCACCUGGACAUUCGCAUGGGGUCGGCACUGAUGCUCUGGUGAAAGAUCGGAUGAUCUAGAUUGGCGCGAGGGGACGACGGAAGAAGAAGAGAGGAGGCAGAGAGCAGGAUGUUGUGGCGCGUGGUGGCGGUGGUGGUGGCGGCGGCGACGGCGGCGGCCAUCCUAGCGGCCACGGAGAAGGUGGACGGCGACAAAGUGGUGGUUCUCCCCCACGACGUUUAUCCGGGCUACGAGGUGACGUUGUUCAACACGAAACGGCCCUCCAACUUUCGCCUCAUGGAGAACAAUUUCUCCAAGUUCUUCACCGUGCUCGGCAACGGCCUCGUGAUGACCACGUCCGACUUGUCCCCCCUGGUCGACCGACCGGUCAAUCUGAUAGUGGUGGAGGAGUUGGCGAACGCGACCGAGACCCACUUCCUUCAUCUCUACGUGAUCAAUCGGCGGAACAUGAUCACUUUCUCGCACGAUCGUUUGGGCGAGGGCGAGGUCGGGGAGAACCGGCCCGCUGGCACUUUGGUCGACGGUUUCCCGGUGCUGAGGGCGCGGGGCAGCUUCCCGGUCCAUUACGCGAUCCUUGGCGACGAGGGGGGCGACAGGCCGUUCGCCCUGAAGGAGGAGGGCUCGGAUCGGACGGGGUUCAACUUGACGUUGGGCAGCGAGAGGGAAGGCGUCCGCGUGGUCACGGCCAGGCCGUUGGACCGCGAGGCGGCCAAGGCGUACGCGGUGGCGAUCCACGCCUCGGACGGUUAUCUGUUGACCAGCAGCCGGAUCGACGGGGUGGUGCGGGUGUUGGACGAGAACGACAACAGCCCGGUGUUCGAGAGGGAGGAGUACACGUUCGAGGCGAGGCCGAGCUCGAGGGAGGCAGGGGGGAGGAGGAGGGGGAGCCUCGGCUGGAAACGAUUCUCGACCGUGGGCAAGGUGGUGGCCAAGGACGCGGACGGGGACAAGGUGGCGUACAAAUUGGCGACGCCUAGCAGGUUGUUGGUGGUCGUGCCGCAGACCGGGGAGCUGAUGCUGGUCGGCGAGCCGGAGAUCGGGCCCGAGGAGGACGCCGAGUGCGUGGCGGUGGUGGAGGCGCACGACGUGCGCAACCCUAGCAGGUCGAGCGAGAAGCCGGCCAAGGUGGUGGUCAGGUUCCUCACGUCGGAUCCGAUCGUCGUCGCGAAACACGAGGACGGCGAUGACGACGAUGGGGUGGUGGAGGUGCACAGGAUACGGAAGAGGAGGGUGACCAGGGCGGUGAGGCCGACGAAGAAGGUGGACUUCACGGAGGCCGAUGGCGACAUCGAGGGGAAGAUCGUGUUCUAUCUGGAGAAGGAGAACGAGAAGGAGACGUACAAGAUCAGGGACGAGAACAAGUGGGUGACGGUUGAUUCGAACGGGUCGGUUAUAGUGAAGCAGAAAUGGGAUUACGAGGAGCUCGGCUCGGAAAAGACUAUCGAUUUUUGGGUGACUAUCACCAAUACAGGAUUUCAAUACACGGACAAUCAGCGUGUCAUUAUCAACGUGAAGGACGUUAAUGACGAGCCACCGUACUUCAUAAAUCGGCCACUGCCGAUGCAAACGGUCGUACAGCUGAAUGCACCGCCGAAUACUCACGUGUUUACCCUUCAAGCAAGGGAUCCUGACACGGACAGCAAUAUUCACUACUUCAUCGUACGAGAUCGGACUGGGGGCCGUUUCGAGGUGGACGAGCGAUCCGGUGUCGUACGUACUCGAGGGACCGAUCUCUUCCAGUUGGACAUGGAGUACGUUCUGUACGUGAAAGCGGAGGAUCAGAACGGGCGUAUAGACGAGAGGCGUUAUCAGUCGACUCCCGAGGAACGGCUAUCGAUCGUAGGUGGAAAACGGGCGCCGCAAUUCUACAUGACCGCGUACGAGGCCGAGAUACCGGAAAAUCAGAAGAAGGACUCCGACAUCAUAUCGGUGAAGGCAAAGUCGUUCGCCGAUCGUGAGAUUCGAUACACGCUGAAGGCGCAGGGGCAAGGCGCAGCGGGAACGUUCAAUAUCGGACCGACCACCGGCAUUGUAAAAUUGGCGAAAGAAUUAGAUUUCGAGGAUCUUCGUCAACCGCACAUCUACUCCCUUAUCGUUACCGCCACCGAGGAUUCCGGCGGUUUCUCUACGUCCGUCGAGUUGACGAUACGAGUUUCCGACGUGAACGACAACGCGCCGAAAUUCGAGUUGCCCGAUUACCAAGCGCAUAACGUGGACGAGGAUAUAUCGUUGGGGACGAGUAUACUGAAAGUGAAAGCGACCGACGCGGAUUCCGGUGCGAACGCGGAAAUAGAGUAUCUGGUGUCGGACGACCACUUCAGCGUGGACUCGAGCGGGAUAAUAGUUAACAAUAAGCAGCUCGACGCGGAUAACAACAAUGCCUAUUACGAAUUCGUUGUCACCGCCAGAGACAAAGGCGAGCCACCGAAAACGGGGACGGCGACGGUGCGCAUAUACACGAAGAACAAGAACGACGAGGAGCCAAAGUUCUCGCAGCAGGUGUACACGCCGAACGUGGACGAGAACGCCGGACCCAACACGCUCGUCACGACGGUGGUCGCCUCCGACAAGGACGGGGACAACGUUCGUUUCCGAUUCGUGGGCGGUAACACGACGUCGGGCCAGUUCGUGAUCGAGGAGAUCACCGGUGUGAUUCGCCUUCACGGGAAAGCGAUCUCUUUGGACAGAGACAAGUACGAGUUGAACGUGACCGCCCUCGACGACGGUGCUUGUUGCCCGAACGGGGAGACCACCACCCACACCAGCACCGCUGUCGUCGUCGUUUUCAUCACCGACGUGAACGAUAACAAGCCGGUGUUCAAGGAUUGCAGCAUGUACAACCCGAAGGUGGAAGAAGGGGCGCCCAACGGUAGCACCGUGAUCAAAGUUCAGGCCACGGACGAGGAUAAGGGUGUGAACGGGCAAGUGAAAUAUUCCAUCGUACAACAACCCAAUCAGAAGGGAACCAAGUUCACCGUUGACGAGGAGACUGGCCAAGUUUUGACCAACAAGGUAUUCGAUCGCGAAGGAGACGACGGUAAAUUUGUAUCCGUUACUGUGAAAGCGACGGAUCAAGGCGAGCCUUCCUUGGAAGGUGUUUGCUCCUUCACCGUUGAAAUCACCGAUGUCAACGAUAACCCGCCAUUGUUCGAUCGUCAGAAUUUGCUGGCUGUGACGCAGAGCCUGGCUUAUCCACUUUAA
Molecule: messenger RNA, 3790 nt
Organism: Apis florea (little honeybee)
Lineage: Eukaryota; Metazoa; Arthropoda; Insecta; Hymenoptera; Apidae
Product: neural-cadherin
Biological process (GO): homophilic cell-cell adhesion; multicellular organism development; neuron projection development
Cellular component (GO): plasma membrane; catenin complex
Molecular function (GO): beta-catenin binding; cadherin binding; calcium ion binding
Source: RefSeq, a predicted model, not a curated record